CUCUUUAAACUACAAAGCCACGAAGCGGAAGCCGAAGAGCUCAAGGGAACAAGAUUGAGAGGGAAAAGAGAAGAAGAGAAGAGCAGCGAAGAGAGGGAGAGAUGACGAGCGUGGCGGAGGGGAAGGGAGGAUACUGGGCGGGAUUGGAAGGGCGGCGGUGCGACUCGUGCAAGGGAGCGGCCGCGCUGCUGUACUGCGGCGCGGACGCGGCCUACCUGUGCGGGGAGUGCGACGCGCGGGUGCACGGAGCGAGUCUGCUCGCUCUGCACCACGAGCGCGUGUGGGUCUGCGAGGUGUGCGAACAGGCGCCCGCCGCCUUCACCUGCAAGGCCGACGCCGCUGCGCUCUGCGUCGCCUGCGACGCCGACAUCCACGCCGCCAACCCCCUCGCCCGCCGACACGAGCGCAUCCCCAUCGUUCCCUUCCUCGAGCCCCUCAAGCCCUCCACGACCUCGGCCGCCGCGUUCCUCCUCGGCAACGAGAAGGAUGAGGAGAAGGAGAACGACGCGACCUCCUGGCUCCUCCCGAACCCCGGUCAUACGCACCCCAAGGUUUUGAUAGGGGCGCCGGAGAUCAAAUCUACUGAGUUCUACUUCUCGGACGUGAAUCCGUACCUCGAUCCGGAGUACAGCACUAAGAUGGACGCCGGAUUCUACCAGGCGGACAGCGUCGUUCCCGUCCACGCCAAGGCGUCUGGCUUCGACGGUGGUGCUCCGCCGCCUCCCUCGUUCCUCCCGGCCGAUGCCCCCAUCGAGCUCGACUGCGCCCCGUCCAAGCCCUCCUACGGCUCCUACACCACCCACUCCAUGAGCCACAGCGUGUCGUCGUCGGAGGCGGCAGUGGUGCCGGAUGGCAUCGGGAACGGUGCGGCGCCGACCGAUCGGGAGGCGAGGGUGAUGAGGUACCGUGAGAAGAGGAAGAGCCGGCGUUUCGAGAAGACGAUCCGGUACGCGUCGCGGAAGGCCUACGCGGAGACGCGGCCGCGGAUCAAGGGCCGGUUCGCCAAGCGAUCGGAGAUCGAGGCGAAGCUCGACCGCCUCUACCCCUCCUCCGCCGCGGCGGCGUUCAUGGUGGACGGCGGCUACGACGUCGUGCCCUCCUUUUGAGAGAGCCCUCCUUUCUGCUCUGUAACGAUAUGUGAUAGCGCUCGUCGAUGCGCUCUCGAUUUCGGCUCUCGGAAUCGUAUAUAUAUUUAUAUAUAGUGUAAGAAUAAGCUACGGGCGGGCUCUUUUUAUGCCCUGGACACGAAUCUUGAUGCAUGAUUUAGGUUUCUCUCUUUACCUUUA
Musa acuminata AAA Group (dessert banana) is the source of this 1286-nucleotide messenger RNA. RefSeq names its product zinc finger protein CONSTANS-LIKE 3. The coding region runs from base 102 to 1106 and encodes 334 amino acids. The record is from RefSeq and is a predicted model, not a curated record. Gene Ontology annotation, biological process: regulation of flower development. NCBI's taxonomy places the organism in Eukaryota, Viridiplantae, Streptophyta, Magnoliopsida, Zingiberales, Musaceae. Gene Ontology annotation, cellular component: nucleus. The transcript has 2 exons. Gene Ontology annotation, molecular function: DNA-binding transcription factor activity; zinc ion binding; protein binding.